Funneliformis geosporum is the source of this 227-nucleotide messenger RNA. The record is from the annotation of a GenBank genome assembly. Lineage: Eukaryota; Fungi; Glomeromycota; Glomeromycetes; Glomerales; Glomeraceae.
AUGUUGUAUUCACCACAACCUGGAUUAUGUGAUCAAUGCAAAUUUCCAUUUAUUAAUAAUAAUAUGAAUAGAAAAUCAACAAAUACAUUUACCUUAGAGGAUCUUAUUGAUGAUAAUAAUAUGAAGAUAAAAACAAAAAAGAGAGAUGAUGAAAAUUCUAGGAAAAUAGAUAAAACUUUAGAUAUUUUAUCUAAACUUAUAAUAGAAGUUAACCAAAUAGAAAAUUG